AUGAAGGCUAGUCUCCCUAAGAGCUUCGAAUGGAGCUUGAGUGGUCCUCUUAUUGGCCCAAAAGACGAUAGCUACGACCUUGCUGGAAUCAAAGACCCAUCUAUCAUCGAAGUCGAUGGCGUUUACCAUGUCUUUGCUAGCACAGCCAAGGAAUCUGGUUAUAAUUUAGUUUACCUUGGCUUUACCGAUUUCGAUGAGGCCAAUUCAGCAACAUUCCAUUACCGUGAUCAAAUCCCCUUUGAGCCACACAAGCUGUGGUACCUUGUUUACCAAAACGGUAACGCUGCGUACUCCACCAAUUCCGAUAUCAGCAAUCCCUGCUGGAACCUGGGCAACGGAACCUGGGUCGACAUGUGGACGAUCUGCGAUUCGUCCGACUGCUACCUUUUUUCAUCAGACGAUUAUGGUCAUCUCUACCGCUCUCAGACCUCCCUCGGGAACUUUCCGAAAGGCAUGGGGAACACCGCAUCCAAUGUAUACAGUACCGGUGACGGUGAGUACCUUUUUCUCGUUGAGGCCAUCGGCAGUGACGGUGCAAGAUAUUUCCGUUCCUGGACUUCAAUCAGUCUCUCCGGUACUUGGACCAGUCUCGCUGACACGGAGGCGCACCCCUUUGCGCGGUCCAACAAUGUCAAGUUUAGCACUGAGGCCUGGAGUAAGAGUAUCAGCCACGGGGAGAUGGUGCGCACGAAAGUUGACCAGACCAUGGCCAUUACUUCCUGCAAUCUACGCUAUCUUUACCAGGGCGUGGAAACUUGGGCUCCUCACCCAGGCCACCUCUGCGUGUUAACGGGCAAUUAUCGGACAGGCUAA
Aspergillus caelatus is the source of this 813-nucleotide messenger RNA. RefSeq names its product putative alpha-L-arabinofuranosidase (gene abfI). Gene Ontology annotation, molecular function: alpha-L-arabinofuranosidase activity. The transcript is spliced from 4 exons. The record is from RefSeq and is a predicted model, not a curated record. Gene Ontology annotation, biological process: L-arabinose metabolic process. Bases 1 to 813 code for a protein of 270 amino acids. Lineage: Eukaryota; Fungi; Ascomycota; Eurotiomycetes; Eurotiales; Aspergillaceae.